Molecule: messenger RNA, 496 nt
Organism: Pyrus x bretschneideri (Chinese white pear)
Lineage: Eukaryota; Viridiplantae; Streptophyta; Magnoliopsida; Rosales; Rosaceae
Exons: 3
Coding region: 134-481 (115 amino acids)
Cellular component (GO): membrane
Source: RefSeq, a predicted model, not a curated record
UCCCAACUAUACAGAGGAAGAGAGAGAAAGUCUGACAGUAAGAGAGAGAAGCCCCACUGGUUUUCUUUUGCUGCAUUGGUCUGAAUCUGUUUGAUGAAGAAAAAAGCUUGAAGAAGUGUUGAAUGGAGUAGAAAUGGAGGAGGGUGGAUCAGCAGGAAACUAUCAGAGGAGUGGAGUCAAAGUCAAGGUUGAUUCAUGGUUCAGCCAAUUUCACAAUGGUUCGAAUCCAUGGAUGGCCAGAUAUGUCUACGGAUUCAUGUUUUUGAUGGCAAAUCUUAUGGCAUGGGGUGUCCGGGAUUACGGAAGCAAUGUGUUGACGGAGAUGGAGAGAUUAAAAGGAUGUCAUGGUGUGAAGGAUUGUUUGGGUGCAGAAGGAGUCCAACGUGUAAGCUUGGGUUGCUUUUUGUUUUAUAUCACAAUGUUUCUUUCCACUGCUGGCACAUCGAAGUUGAAUGAGCCCAGAGAUUUGUGGCAAUCCUGAUGGUGGUCUGCCAAU